UGCAUCAUCGGUAUACUGCAGGAUCAGCACCCACGUUCACUGCAUCGUUUACGUAUCAGCGCCCACGUCUACUGCAUCACUUACAGUAUACUCGGCACCCAUAUGCUUUGCAUCGCUUAACACUCCUCUGCACCAUCAUUCCAUGCAUCUCCUGUAUUGACGGUAGUCUGUGCCAGAUCGGCACUCCUACGUUGACAUUUCUCCUAAGGCUGCCCCAAUUUAAGUUACCGGCGGCACUCAUUUGCAUGGUUGCGCCUUAGACGUAGUGGCAGAUCGGGGCAGUGGGCGCGGUGACCUGUUGGGCCUGUGAGUUAGGAGUACCGCAGCUCCCCUUGGCACCCCAUCCGGCUCGGCUUUUCCCCACAACCUUCACCUGCAGCCAUCUAAUUCUUUUUUAUCGGAAAGGCAUUGCCAUGGAGAGCUGUGGGCAGCUCCCCCUCCACCUCUGCUGAGGCUUGCACUACGGAUCAUGGAUACUCGCUGUAUGUUUGCUUUCACCAUUCAGAUAACUCACGGCGGUGUAAAUGGAGGAGGACAUUGAUACCCGUAAAAUUAACAACAGUUUCCUGCGCGAUCACAGCUAUGCAACCGAAGCUGACAUUAUCUCGACAGUUGAAUUCAACAACACUGGAGAAUUGCUUGCCACAGGAGACAAGGGGGGCCGUGUCGUAAUAUUCCAGCGCGAGCAGGAGAGUAAGAAUCAACCUCACCGGAGGGGAGAAUACAAUGUUUACAGCACUUUCCAGAGCCACGAGCCGGAGUUCGAUUACCUGAAAAGUUUAGAAAUAGAAGAAAAAAUAAACAAAAUAAGGUGGCUUCCCCAGCAAAACGCAGCCUACUUUCUACUGUCUACCAAUGAUAAAACGGUGAAACUGUGGAAAGUCAGUGAAAGAGACAAGAGACCUGAGGGUUAUAACUUAAAGGAUGAAGAUGGACGACUGCGUGAUCCAUGCACAAUAACUUCAUUGAGAGUUCCCGUACUCCAGCCUAUGGAUCUGAUGGUUGAGGCCACACCUAGAAGAGUGUUUUCCAACGCACACACCUACCACAUCAACUCGAUAUCCGUCAACAGCGACUACGAAACGUACAUGUCCGCAGAUGACCUGAGAAUAAACUUGUGGAACCUAGAGAUAACAAAUCGAAGUUUCAAUAUUGUAGAUAUAAAGCCAGCCAACAUGGAGGAGCUGACGGAGGUGAUCACGGCUGCCGAGUUUCACCCCCAUCACUGCAACACAUUUGUCUACAGCAGCAGUAAAGGGACAAUCCGGCUCUGCGACAUGCGCUCCGCCGCCCUGUGUGACAAGCACUCUAAAUUAUUUGAGGAACCGGAGGAUCCCAGCAACAGAUCGUUUUUCUCCGAGAUUAUUUCUUCCAUAUCGGACGUGAAGUUUAAUCAUAGCGGUCGGUACAUCAUGACCAGAGACUAUUUAACUGUUAAAGUAUGGGACCUGAAUAUGGAGAACCGUCCAAUAGAGACAUAUCAGGUCCACGAUUACCUCCGCAGCAAACUAUGUUCUCUCUAUGAGAAUGACUGCAUUUUUGACAAAUUUGAAUGUGUUUGGAAUGGUUCAGACAGUGUCAUAAUGACUGGCUCCUACAACAAUUUCUUUAGAAUGUUCGAUCGCAACACGAAACGGGAUGUCACGUUGGAGGCCUCCAGAGAAAACAGCAAGCCUCGGGCGAUCCUCAAACCCCGCAAAGUCUGCGUCGGAGGAAAGCGAAGAAAAGAUGAAAUAAGCGUGGACAGUCUGGACUUUAGCAAAAAAAUUCUUCACACAGCCUGGCACCCUUCAGAAAACAUCAUAGCCGUGGCUGCCACCAACAACCUGUAUAUAUUCCAGGACAAGGUUAACUAGAGCACUGUUACAGGAAAAUAUUAGGAAUUAUGUGUUUAAGGCUUUUUACUAUACCCCCUCCCCCUUCCCUCAUUUUUCUAAUAUUUCUUCUGUUUUAUUUAUUUCAAUUAUGUUCACCAAGUUCUUCCUCUGGCGAGUUAUAGACCAAACGAACAGGCAACUUUUAACCCUAUUGACCCUACUUCAAACUGAUGACAGUUGAGUGUUUUUUUUUUCUCCCACUGGUGAUUGCACCAGUCGCAGCAUUUUGAAUCCUACUCUAAAGGAGUUUGUAACUUGCCUCUCACAUGGCGUGAAAGGUGCAAGCAAAAACAAACUGGACAAACCAAAUGUGGGCAUAUAUAAUAUUCUUUUUAAUUGGUAACUUGAUUUUUAAUAAAAGAUAAUCAUUGUAA
Molecule: messenger RNA, 2251 nt
Organism: Spea bombifrons (plains spadefoot toad)
Lineage: Eukaryota; Metazoa; Chordata; Amphibia; Anura; Pelobatidae
Gene: PPP2R2B
Product: protein phosphatase 2 regulatory subunit Bbeta
Exons: 9
Coding region: 525-1856 (443 amino acids)
Biological process (GO): peptidyl-serine dephosphorylation
Cellular component (GO): protein phosphatase type 2A complex; cytosol
Molecular function (GO): protein phosphatase regulator activity; protein binding
Source: RefSeq, a predicted model, not a curated record